CAACCUGUUGUUCAUGCUUCAUGUAGGCAAAUACAUUACGAAUUUUUUUACUUCAAUUUUUGGUGUAGAUGUUAUUUAAGCACCUAUAUACAAUCAUUCCUAAUAACCUUUUCUUAAGUAAUGGUUUCGCAAGGGAGUUUUCGGGACAGGAAUUGUGAGAUUGGAGUCACCAUAAUAUCUGUGAACAUUGUUUGCGGAGUGUCUCUCAGUGAAUGUAUUACGGGAUUACUGUGGCCAGUUCUCUUACUUUAGGGAUGAGCCCUCUGGCUGAAGAUCAGAGGGUGACAUGCGCACUGCACGGAGCGCUCAAGCCCCGGACACAAUUCUGGAAAAUAAAGCGCGCAUGUUGCUUCUUGAUAUCAUGCCGUCUCUGAAUAAGCUUUAAUGACUUAUCCCAACAGAAAGUGUCAUCCUUUUUAUUCGGUAUUGGUGGAGGAGGUGGAUGUGCUUGGAGCUCAGUGGGGACCUGUUGAUAGCCCACCGGCGAAGCAAUGGAGGUGCCAAAAAGAGAAGAAUGACAUUUAACUGAGUCAGAACAACACAUUUCAUCUGAACAACUUGUCUACAAUGGAAAUCAUGGAUACUCAUUGUGCCUUGGAAGCUGUGGAGAGACUUCAAGCCAAACUUAAGGAGAGAGGAGAAGCCCCCACACAGGAGAAGCUCUCCCUGCUCAAGACGGUCCUGCAGAGCCCCCUGUUCCAUCAUAUACUCAGUUUACAGCAAGCUCAGCGGAAGCCCCCGGCAAAGGGGAAGAUUUCCAAAUCUGUUUCCAUGAACUGUGGCCCCUGCCAUGGCAUGGCACUAGACCUGAAGGCACUGAGCCACAGUGACUCCUACACAUGGGCCAUAGAGAACCGAGGCACUGCCAGAUCCAUCUAUAGCGACAACAGCCUCACUUCUCUGGGCUCCCCGGAUCUGUCCUUCUCAGACGUCUACUCAAACAACUGCAUUCACACUGAAUCCCCAUACUGCACUCCCCCUCGAAUCUCCCGCACCAUGUCGAUGGGUAGAAACCUGUCUGCUAUCGCCCAUGAGAGGCGUCACGUGGAGAUGAUAGAGCUAAUCAAUGAUGGGAAAGGACUGGGUUUUGGAAUCAUUGGCGGGCGGAGCACCGGAGUCAUGGUCAAGACCAUCCUUCCUGGAGGAGCUGCCGGACGGGAUAAGCACCUGCGUAGCGGAGAUCAAAUCCUGCGCAUCGGGGAUACAGAUCUGGCAGGCAUGAACAGUGAGCAGGUGGCACAGGUUCUGCGAAAUGCUGGCACCAAGGUGAAACUGCUCAUUGCCAGAGAUAUUACAAAGGACAAUCACCUCUCCUCUCCUGCCCUCAGCCAGGACAGCCUGGACGGCAAGCUCAAUGACUUGAAGGAUGACUAUGAUUUCAGUGUGCAGUUCACUAAGAACAGUCAAGGCCUGGGAUUCACCAUUUCUAGCUACAUAGGUGACCUAAACUCAGCCUACAGCGCUGGUGUGAUAGUGAAGAGCAUAGUGAAGGGUAGCACUGUGGAUCAAGAUGGACGCAUCAACAUCGGAGACAUCAUUCUGUCUGUGGACGGGGUGAGUCUGCAGGGCUGCAGUGAGCAGCGGGCCAUGGAGGUGCUGAGGAGGACAGGCCCCCUGGUUAGACUGAGGUUGCUACGGAAGGUGGUCCGUCUGAGUCACAUCCUGCCCCCAGUUCCCCCCCUGCAUCCCCUCCGACACUCCCACAGCUUUCACGAGGGCAACCCCUACAGGAUGGGCCUCAACAAGAUUCAAGAGACAGGAAUCUGCUCACUGCGGGAAAUCUCCCGGCGAGCAGCAUACGCCAACGGACGACCCCGUCACGAUUCCAGAAACGGUGUGAAACUGACGCCAGCUGAGGAGGAAGACCUGAGGAAGAGGUGGCAGCAUGCAGUCGGACGGAGAUAUGAAGUUAUUGUGUGUCAGCUGGAGCGUUUCGGUGAGACGAGUGGGCUUGGCAUCAGUCUGGAGGCUCGGGCGGGACAUCACUACCUCUGCUCCGUUUUACCCGAGGGGCCUGUUGGUCAAAGCGGCAGGAUCUUCACCGGAGACCAGAUAUUGGAGGUGAAUGGGAUCCCUCUAAUUGGAGAGACGCAUAAGGAGGUGGUAAAUAUUCUGAAGGAGCUGCCGAUGGAUGUUUGCCUGGUGUGCUCUCACAUUGUACCGCCUGCAAUCCCCGACAGUGAUGAGGAGGAUGAGAAUGAUGCACAUCUCACCUUGAAAGAGCUACUAGCUGAAUUCAAUGACAAGUUGGACCAGGGCUGUGUCAUUCCCUGUCCUACAGCUGAGGACAUCACCAAGCGUGGCGUGCCCCCAAUGUCCCCUCCCCUGGCCAUGUGGGAGAGAGACGCUCAGGUGGUCGAACUGGAGAAAGGGGAGUUAGGACUUGGCUUCAGUAUCCUGGACUACCAGGAUCCAGAAGAUGCCACUAAAACUGUUCUGGUAAUCCGGUCUCUGGUGCCUGGGGGUGUAGCAGAUCGAGAUGGUCGCCUGCUGCCUGGUGAUCGACUCAUGUUUGUUAAUGAAAGUGACUUGGAAGGCUCAAGCCUGGAUUAUGCUGUGCACGUGCUUAAAUCCACCGGCUAUGGCCCUGUCUGCAUUGGAGUUGCCAAACCACUGCCGCUGGAACUGUGUGGCGGCCUAACGCCCAUCUCAGAGAGGAGCUUGCGGACUUCUUAUGAUGACACUGACAGCCAAAGUCAGAUCAACCUGCUAGCUGAGGCAGCGGAGGCUAACAGCAACACUUGGAACUCUGAGGACAACAGCAUCAUCGGGCCGUAUUACUCUACAACGGAAAACCGGCUGCGGCAUCGUUUCAACAUGAUGGAAGACUACGACAGGCAGCAAGCACCACCUCUGCCCCCCCGCACCAGCUUUGAGAGGACAAUCACUGUUGUCCGGGGCAACCGUAGCCUUGGGAUGUCGGUGAGUGCUAUCAAGGACGGCUCAGGCAUGCUGGUGCGCAGCGUGGUCCAGGGGGGCUCUGUUAGCCAGGAUGGCAGGCUGGGGGUGGGGGAUGCCAUCUUGGCCAUCAACAGAGAACCUACCUCCAAUCUGACCAACGCCAGGGCCAGAGCCACGCUCCGCAGACACUCUGUCAUAGGGCCAGAGAUAAGCAUAACCUAUGUCCCAGCCCAUCAGGUGGAUGAGUACCGCGUCCGUCUGAAUUUACCCCCUCUGGCGUCCAUCGCAGCAGACAGCGCCUCCUCCUCACCGACCCCGCCAACCCUUUCUCCAGAACCCGGCUCGACCCCGGCGAGAUCACCAGGUCCAGUCAGAGCUGCAGUCUCCACUCCAGCUUCAUACAGCCUAAAACCCUCUGCCACGGCCAAUUUUAAAGCUGCAGAUCCAGCAGUAGUCAGAGGCUCUGCUUCAUCCAAAGCUUUAAUCAAAGGUCCAGCCGCGGUCCCUACCAUAACCCCGGCCCCGGACUCAAGUUGGCUGAUUCCAAAACCUUGCAUGAACAAGAAGGAGGGAAACAAAGAAGGACAGAUUGUGAAGGAGAAAAGGGACAGGCGUAGCGCAGAUGGGAAAAUAUCACAGCUGGAGGUAGAGACAAAGGUGGACGGUAAAGAAGACGGAGAAGAGGAGCUUCAUUUUCAUACCACAGUUUCUUGGGAUCAGCCUAGAAGUGUGCGGUUGACUCGAACACCAGGCCAGUCCCUGGGUAUCAGCAUAAUGGGAGGCAGAGGCAUGGGCCGGAGACUGAGCAGUGGAGAGAUGAUGAGGGGAGUCUUCAUCAAGCACAUCAGCCCCGACAGCCCGGCAGCACUUAAUGGCACCCUCCAGACUGGAGACAGGAUACUAGAGGUGUGUGGAGUGGACCUACGAGAUGCCAGCCAUGAGCAGGCAGUGGAGGCCAUCCGCCGGGCCGGAGACUCUGUGGUCUUCCUGCUCCAGUCUGGACAGCACAGAUCUCAGUCCCCUAUGCUUGCCAACCACGAGAGACUGACUCCACAGUGUUACUCACACAGCAGCAAGGAAGCAGAGAGUCUGAGUCUGUUCCUUAGUGUAUGCCCUACAAACCCCUUCACUCCCACCCCCUUUAAGGUACCUUCGACAACAUCCAAUAAAACAGAUCGGAGGAGCCCCACUACUGUCCCAACACCAAUCACAGUGGCAGCUGGAGAAGAGGGCGAUCCUGGCAGGAAAAAAAUGCUUCAGCGUUACGGCAGCCUGUCAGGAAAGCUCCAUAUGAUUGAGCUGGAGAAGGAUCCUGCGGCUCGCGGCCUGGGAAUCAGCCUCUCUGGAAACCAGGAUGGUUCCAGGGCCCGCAUGAGUGUCCAUGUGGCGGAAAUCGACCCUCAAGGACCUGCUGGUUUGGAUGGGAGGAUAUGUAUCGGAGACGAGCUGCUCGAGAUCAACGGUCAGAUCUUGUAUGGCCGAAGUCAACAGAACGCAUCCACCAUCAUCAAUAACGCUCCAUCGAAAGUCAAGAUCAUUCUCAUCAGAAAUAAAUCAGCCCAUGGUCCAGCGGCGCAGGGAUCGACAACAGAGUGCAAGGACACAGUGGACUCCCAGGCAGACUCUACAGAGUGUGGACCCAGAGACAUCCAGCACAUCAUCUUACCUCAGGAUUACGUAGGUCUUGGUCUUUGCCUGGCAGAGGGGGAGGUGGUCAGGUCCCUGGUCCAGGACGGCACUGUCAGUAAGGAUGGCAGGAUAAAGGUUGGAGACAGAAUCAUUGCAGUGGGUGAUGAACCUGUGGCAGGACUGUCAGUGGACAAGGUGUCCAAUUUGAUUCUCAAACAUCGGGUCACUGUCAAACUCUCCAUCAGCUGCUCCAAGAGUCUCUCCCCCUCUCUUUCUCUUCCUCCCCAGUCAUCUAAUUCCCCUGCUCUCUCUCCCCCCGAUUCUCUCCCUAUUUCCUUCUCUUCAUCACUCAACUCUAUGCAGACCUCUCCUACCGGACGUUCUGAUUGGCCAGUAUCAGCUCCCACAACUUCUGACCCCAUGAGCUGCCCUGUAAUGCCUGGCACGGAGACCACCAUAGAGUUUUGUAAAGGAAAUGUAGGCCUUGGUCUCAGCAUUGUAGGAGGAUGUGACACUCUGCUGGGGGCAGUAAUAAUCCAUGAAGUAAAUUAUGGAGGAGCCGCACAAAGAGAUGGAAGGCUGCAGGCCGGAGACCAGAUACUAGAGGUAAAUGGUAUAGACCUGCGACAGGCCACUCACGAUGAGGCCAUCGGCGUGCUGCGGCUCACCACCCAGCGUGUCCGCCUGUGUGUCUUCAGACACCAGGAAGCGUACAGCGAGGAGGACCUGUGGGACGUCUUCAGCCUGGAGCUGAGGACUCGUCCUGGAGAGGGGCUAGGGUUCACCACAGUGGGAAAGAGUAAUGACACGGGCAUCUUUGUGUCAGAUAUCAUCAGAGGAGGCAUAGCAGAUUCAGAUGGCAGGUUGUUGCUAGGUGACCAGAUUCUGUCAAUCAAUGGGGAGGAUGUCCGUGCAACAUCGCAGGAACAUGCACACAAGCUUCUACAGAGUUGCAGUGAAGCGAUGCACCUGGAAGUGGCUCGUUUUAAAGCGGGGCUGCAGUACUCACAGCAGAGCCUGAGUGAAGACUCUGACUGUUCAACCCUGACCCCCCCAAGUGGAUGUGAUGCUUCCCUCGGUCACCAGAGGGAGACAGAUCAUAAGACAGGGAGCUACUCCUUUCAAGACUUCCCUGAGAGAAGAACAAUAAUAAUACAUAAGGGUCCAUGUGACUCCCUGGGCAUCAGUGUAGCAGGAGGAAUGGGCAGUCCCCAUGACAACGUACCUCUUUUUAUUGCUUCCAUGGAUACCAAUGGAUUGGCUGCCAAAACGCAGCAAUUACAGAUAGGAGACAGGAUCCUCACUAUCAAUGACGUGUCCAUAGAGGGAAUGACUCAUGUCCAAGCUGGACUCCUGCUGAAGACGGUCACAGGAACCAUCAGUCUGCAGGUGGCAGCGGGUUCUGGUGGCUGCAGUACAAACGACCACACUGAUGUGCAUCCACGGUCGUCAGGCCAACCCAGCAACCUGCCUCGCUUUCAUAACAACCUCAGUGCUCGUACGUAUGACACCAUCUCUCUGGAGAGGGGCUCCUCAGGCCUGGGCUUCAGCAUCGUAGGAGGGUUCAGCAGCCCUCACGGAGACCUGCCCAUCUAUGUUAAAACUGUCUUCGACAAGGGGGCGGCCAUAGAGGACGGCCGGCUGAAACGUGGAGAUCAGAUCAUUGCUGUGAAUGGACAUUGUCUAGAGGGGGUAACUCACGCUGAAGCUGUGGACAUCCUCAAGAAGACCAAGGGAACUGUAGUCCUAACGGUACUUUCUUGAGACACAGCCCACUGUGUCCAAUUGUAGCUGCCUCCCGGUAUCACAGCCUCACACAAACAUGAGAAGGGUAAACCAGGACAGGUAAAGUCGUAUAGAGGAGUAAAAAACUGUUAAUGAAUUCUAGUUUAAUUUCGGGAAGCUACCUCUAACUGCAACUGGGUGCGUUAACGGGCACAAUUGCCCAAUAUAAACCCAGAUUCCUGUGAAGGUGUUAUUACAAAUCAUUUGUGUAUGUUAUAAAAAUCUUCAUUUCCCUAUCCAAAUGACCUCUGUGUUGCAAACAGGCUAUUUUAGAGUAACCGCAGAAGCAACAAAGGCAUUUAUUAAACAAGUCAACUGAUGAUAAUAUAUUGUGUCUUAGUUAUCCUGUUCGAGGUAUUUAUAAUAUAGAUAUGCAAUGAUAUGCAUCAUUGCCCAUGUAAACACAUUCAUGAAUGAAUUACCAUCUCCAAAACCUCUGAUUCUGCCGACAGUGCAUAUGAAUGCAAUAGAUAAUUUUCCUGUCACAAUGUCAGAUGUAUUUACUACUGUCUUACAUCUGUUCAUAUAGGGUUAUCCACUGUGAUUAACUCCUAAGACCCACAACAUGCCAAGUGCUUCUGCCAAUCUUUUGUAUGGCAAUAAGGUUUUAGGACAUUUGCUUUAGAAGACUGUUGAAUUUUUUUUCUUCAUUCUCAUAUUCUAAUCAAUAAGUGUGUCAUGAUUGCUAUAUUUAUCAAUGUACUUUAUCUAUCUUUUAAUAAUCUUUAAUAUUGUGCAUUUAUUUACCUAUUUAAUAUUGCUUACUGUUUUCAUAACUUAUACCUUGAUCUGUUGUAGUAAGUAUUG
Molecule: messenger RNA, 7122 nt
Organism: Gymnodraco acuticeps
Lineage: Eukaryota; Metazoa; Chordata; Actinopteri; Perciformes; Bathydraconidae
Product: multiple PDZ domain protein
Molecular function (GO): protein binding
Source: RefSeq, a predicted model, not a curated record